Messenger RNA from Bolinopsis microptera, 858 nucleotides. RefSeq names its product homeobox protein ceh-13-like. The transcript has a single exon. Gene Ontology annotation, molecular function: DNA-binding transcription factor activity, RNA polymerase II-specific; RNA polymerase II cis-regulatory region sequence-specific DNA binding. NCBI's taxonomy places the organism in Eukaryota, Metazoa, Ctenophora, Tentaculata, Lobata, Bolinopsidae. Bases 1 to 858 code for a protein of 285 amino acids. Gene Ontology annotation, biological process: neuron differentiation; regulation of transcription by RNA polymerase II; central nervous system development. Gene Ontology annotation, cellular component: nucleus. The record is from RefSeq and is a predicted model, not a curated record.
AUGAGUUCUUUCGAAGAGUACCUGAACAACUUAUUUAGUCUGUCAACUCCUCCACCCAACCAUCUCCCUAACUAUCCUACACCAGUUUAUCCUACACCAGUGUAUCCUACACCAGUGUAUCCUACACCAGUGUGUCCUACACCUACAUACCCUGUACCUUCUUACCCUACAUCUUAUCACUCUCUUGGAUAUUCCUACCUUUCUCCUGGAUCCUACUAUCCUGGUUCCUACCUAACUUUACCAGCUGAGACCCCCUACCAAUACAGCAUCAGCCCAGAGAUUACCCCUCUGAAACCACCCAGCCCUUCAACCAGUCAGUACUGUAGUUUCUCCUCCACCAACACUUCCACUCUGGAGACACCUACCUUCACACCGGAACCUGUAGCUACCUCCACUCCUGCAUUUCCUCUGUCACCUAAUCACGUCACCCCGCCCCCGACUCCAGGAAAACAGCAGAUUAGCUCACCUCCCCGCUUCUUCUUCCCUCCAGACUUCUCCCUCCCAAACAGUGGUAACACGGAGGAAGUGCCCAGUGGAGCCCCACUCAGCAAACAGACCCCCUCCUCGUUCGGUAAAACUCAGAGACGGAGACGACACAGAACAAAGUUUACCAUCUGCCAGACGUCCGCCCUUGAAGCUGAGUUCAGCGUCUGUUCCUAUAUCUCGGCUGAAAGGAGGAGAGAACUCUCGGAGGUACUGGGGAUUAAGGAGCUUACUAUUAGAGUGUGGUUUCAGAACAGACGGACCCAGGAGAAGAAGAAGGAGAACAAUCGUCCUACACACUCAUCCUACACACCUAGUCCUACACACUCAUCCUACACACCUAGUCCUACACAUCUCUCCGGCUGGUCGUCAUGA